This is a messenger RNA of Fusarium subglutinans, 1041 nucleotides long. RefSeq names its product feruloyl esterase. The transcript has 2 exons. Lineage: Eukaryota; Fungi; Ascomycota; Sordariomycetes; Hypocreales; Nectriaceae. Bases 1 to 1041 code for a protein of 346 amino acids. The record is from RefSeq and is a predicted model, not a curated record.
AUGACCCAAGAUGCGACCGUGCCAAAAUUGGUCACCGUCAUAAUAACAACUUCGCCAACUCCAUCCGCGCCUUCAACCGAGCUUGUCUCAGCGGUCCUCCAGUCAUUUGAAAAGCAUUGCCAAGCUUUGACGUUGUGUAAUGCUAUUGUUGUUUUCGACACUUUUGAUCAGAUAGUACCUACAGCACGAUUGAAGAAAGGACAAGUGACACCGCAACAAGCAGCAGAUUUUGACGAAUACAAGAAGAAUGUCAAGGACCUGAUACUGACAAAAUACCGCCAUGUCGGUGCUGAGUUCACCCAACGCCGUGCUACGGCGGAAUAUGGUAGUCCCAAUCCCCAGAACACCGUUGAUUACACGAUAUCGCAAACAGGUGACAAGAAGGUCACCUUUAUAGAGCCGUCAAGACGCCUAGGAUUCGGUCUGGCAGUCAGAUCAGCUUUGAGGGUAACUCAAACUCCUUUUGUCUGGGUGCAGCAACAUGACUGGGCUUUAGUUGCAGACCUUCCGAUGGCACCUCUUGUACAAAUCAUGAAAGCAUACGAUUCGCACCCAGAAACUCCAAUCAAGUAUAUAUGCUUAGCUGCUAUUCGUAUGCUCUCGCAUGCCAUAUCAGAACAACAUCCAGUCCUACGAGAGCUAUCAUCAUCCCUUACACAAAAAUACGAAGAUCCGAUACAUCCUGGCGUCAAGAUACCCUUGACGCCGAUUUACUUCUGGCAUGAUAAACCCCAUCUUGCGUCAACAGCACAUUACCUCGAGAGGGUAUUCCCCUCACGGUUGGCUAUGCUGCGAGGAGACUUUAUUGAGGACAAGAUCGGACAAAGAGCUCGUGCCCAGAUGAAGGAAGGCCUCGCACUUGCUGACGACAAGCAGUGGACGAAAUGGGCUACUUGGCUUUACUACCCUGAUGACGGGAAACAGCUAUGUUUGAAACACCUGCAGGGGAGGACUUGGGCAGGAGCUGAACGACAAGCCGAUAGGGCUGCUAUGUGGAGACAAAGGAAUGAGGCUGAACGGGCAGCUCAAGAAGACGGCUGA